Messenger RNA from Phlebotomus argentipes, 8977 nucleotides. Its product is annotated as adenomatous polyposis coli protein-like. The transcript is spliced from 6 exons. Gene Ontology annotation, molecular function: beta-catenin binding; gamma-catenin binding; microtubule binding. Gene Ontology annotation, cellular component: beta-catenin destruction complex; cytoplasmic microtubule; catenin complex. NCBI's taxonomy places the organism in Eukaryota, Metazoa, Arthropoda, Insecta, Diptera, Psychodidae. The record is from RefSeq and is a predicted model, not a curated record. The coding region runs from base 634 to 7896 and encodes 2420 amino acids. Gene Ontology annotation, biological process: Wnt signaling pathway; positive regulation of protein catabolic process; regulation of cell differentiation.
AAGACGAGAUUCACGCGCGCAGAUGCCAAAAUACAACGGAUUCACAGUACAAAUCAACGAAAUUAUAUUUCUAUUUUACCACUAAGAGAGAGAGAGAGAGAGAUAAUCAACUCGUGGCUGCUAACUUUACCUUCUCCUCUUCAUUUAUACACUCUAUAUAUUACAUUUCUUCUUCUUUUGAGAUUCUGCCAUUAAGCAACAUGACAUCGAAGCGAAGGUCUUCUCUUUAUUUUGGAUUGUUGGACAAAAAUCAUAGGGAAGAGAUUAUUCUAUCCAGAGGGGCCAAAUAUACAAAUCUUCAGGGCAAUAUUUUCCAAAAUAUUGGAGCAAUAAAUCAUUUAUAAACAUGGGCUAUGAAUAAAAUAAAUUGUUAAAUAUUAUUGUGUCUGAUCUUAAAAAAAAUCCUCAGCAGAGAUUUCGUUACUUUUCAAUUUCUUCUCUGGUAAUUCCUUCGCCCACCACCAGACAUCGCUCGUGCUUGACGUUUCAUCCCACCGCGCCAGUGUGGUGAGUUUCUUCAGUGAUUUUGUGCUCGUCCGGUGUAGUUUCUUGUGCAGAAAAUCCCGAAAAACCAGUGAAAAAUGUCGUGCAAAUACUAUAAGAAUUGAGAGUUCAAAUGCACCGCGCAUAAAGAUGGAUUCGUCAUCGGAGGAGUUCGAUGUGGAUCUUGAGGAUCUAGACAUUUCUGAGGAGGGUGAGAAGAAGAAGCAUUUCCUGGACUACGAUGCAAUUCCGCCGCCGGAACUGGAGGAGAUGCCCAGAGCGGGACCUUCGGGUGGUCAGCAGGGCGAAGGAGCGGCGAAGUAUCCGAGCGAGAGUGUGAAGAUGGACAAGAGAUUCGAGAGAGAUGGUGAGAUUAGUGACUAUGAGUUGGCGGCGUGUGAAUCCAUGAGGUUGCAUAGGAAAGGAAAGAGCGACGCCACGACGACGGCGGCUGUGCUGGAGGAGGCUGAGGCGGCUGUGCACACGGGCACGCGGCGGAAGAAGAGUCUGUCGACGGGUGGCGAGAGGGAGCAUCACAGUUUGGGACGCGAGCCAAUGAGUCACUUGCAUCGCAUGGCGGAGUUUGAUCAUCUGAAGUAUGAGAGGAAGCAUUCGCUGGAUCGUGAGAGGAUGAGAAAGGGUCCUGUGACGUCUUUCCUCGACACACCAUCGACUUCCUCGCAGGUUUAUCACGGCACAUGGCCAGCUGAUCGUCCGUCGGAUGUUCAUGCGGCGCUCAGCUCGUCAUCCCUGCCGCCGGGUGGUGUUUGUGAUCUGGGACCGAAGGUGGAGUGUGUCUAUUCGCUGCUCUCCAUGCUGGGAUCUCACGAUGCUGUGGAGAUGUCAUCGAAAUUCCUCGAGUUGUCUCGCUCGCCAGAGACUUGCGCCACUCUGAGGCGAUCGGGAUGCAUUGCACUGCUGGUGCAGAUGAUACAUUCGGACAGUGAUGAGGUGGCGAGGAAGAAUGCCAGUGUGGCGCUGCACAAUGUGGUUCUCUGUCAUCCGGACGACAAGGCGGGGCGGCGGGAAGUGAAAGUGUUGCGACUUAUUGAGCAUGUGAUGGAGUACUGUAACUUCCUAAAGACACUCAAGCAGUCCGGCGAAGCGGUGGCCGAUGACACGGAAAGGCACCCCAGUCAGGCGAUCAGUAGUCUCAUGAAAAUCAGCUUCGACGAGGAGCAUCGGCACGCCAUGUGUCAAUUGGGUGCACUGCAGACCAUUGCCAAUCUCGUGCAUCUCGAUCACGCGGCUCACGGAGCCAAAUCGACGGAUCCGCGCUGCAUCUCAUUGCGACGCUACGCUGGAAUGGCGCUCACGAACUUGACAUUCGGCGAUGGAAACAACAAGGCGCUGCUGUGCUCCAAUAAGGACUUCAUGAAGGCUCUGGUGGCUCAACUCGACAGCAGUGCUGAUGACUUGCUUCAGGUCACUGCCAGUGUGUUGAGGAAUCUCUCGUGGCGCGCUGAUGCCAAUAUGAUAUCUGUACUGAAUGAAAUCGGAACUGUGACUGCUCUCACGCGUGCAGCGAUGAGGAACAAGAUGGAGAACACGCUGAAGGCCAUUCUUUCAGCACUGUGGAACCUCUCAGCUCACUGCAGUGCCAACAAGGCUGAAUUCUGUGCUGUUGAUGGUGCUCUGGCCUUCCUUGUGGACAUGCUGACCUUCGAGGCGCCCAGCAAGACGCUGACAAUUGUGGAGAAUGCUGGAGGAAUUCUCAGAAAUGUGUCGAGUCACAUUGCUGUGCGGGAGGAUUAUAGGAAAAUUCUGCGACAGCGAGAUUGUCUUGGAAUUCUGCUGCAACAGCUGAAGAGUGAGAGCUUGACUGUGGUUAGCAAUGCCUGUGGAACACUGUGGAAUCUCUCGGCGCGAUGUCAGGAGGAUCAGAAGUAUCUCUGGGACAAUGGAGCCGUUCCGAUGUUGCGGAGUUUGAUUCACAGCAAGCACAAGAUGAUCUCGAAUGGUAGCAAUGCAGCGCUGAAGAACCUCUUGAACUUCCGACCCGGCGUGGUGAAUCAAAUGGCGAUGGAUUCAAUCACAAAGUCGUUGAAUCUGAAGGAAUUGCCGACGCUGAAUGUGCGAAAGCAACGAGCAUUGGAGCAGGAAUUGGAUCAGAAUUUGGAGGAGACUUGUGAGAAUUUGGAUGUGACAACGCCGCCUAAGGAGGAGAAAACUGUCCAGGAUUUUGCCAAUCUUGAGUUACUGCAUCAGAGGGAUUUUGUGCAGCGCAUCUCAAGGGGUGAGGGUGUGAAAGAGAGUGGAUCAACGCCACCAAUUGCUAAGAGAACAACUCUGCCGGAUAAGAAGCCCGUGCCGGCGGUGAGAAAGCCUGAACCGACGCCGCGACGGCAUGUUUCGCAGCAGCAAACAAUCAAAGAGCCCCAAGAUGAGGCUUCGUCGUCUUUUGGGGACUAUCAAGAGACGGAUUUGGAUCAAAUCACUGACUAUUCUCUGCGAUAUGCGGAGAAUCAGUCGGAUGUGGAGGAGAAGAAUCCAUCUUCCGUGGCGGGAUCGUAUGGGAAUGAGAUUAUUCUCAUUCUGGAGGAUUCUGUCAAGUGUUACCAGACUGAGGGCACUCCGUAUGCAAUCUCCAAUGCAGCUUCCAUGAGUGACUUGAGGCGACAACCCAAAGACGACGUGCCAACGAAGAGUGCCACAGUGUUCAGCUCGGGCAUUCACACGCCCGAGAAGCCGGUGAAUUACUGCGAAGAAGGCACUCCGGGCUGCUUCAGCCGUGAGUUUAGUCAUCAUGGAUCGCUGAGUAGUCUCGAGGGUGGCUCACCGCCCACCACAGCGGGCCAGGGUGUCGCUCAGGGUGGCGCGAAGCCCCGCGAGGGUGAUAAAAUCGAAGUCAGCGCACAGGAGGCGGACGACGUGGCCCCAAUUGUGGAGAGUGGAUCAAACAGCGCAGGAGCGGGCAGUGGAAACACCCCAAAAGCUGUCACAUUUGUCGACAAUGCACUGGAAACGCCGCUGAUGUUCUCUCGCACCAGUUCAAUUGAAUCCCUCUCGAGUGCUGAGCCAAAUUGUGCUGACGAUCGGAGUUCUGUCGUGAGUGAAUUCAGUCGACUGGCCAGCGGCAUUAUUUCUCCGUCAGAACUUCCGGAUUCGCCAACACAGAGCAUCCCUCAGUCGCCGCGGCGCACGCAGGAGGGCGCCGCGUCUCUGCCGCCGCACGUGUCCUCGGCUCCGCGCCUGAGGAGUGUCUUUGAGGAUGACACAAAUGCGUUUGGCGUGGAAAAUACACCGGCUCAAUUCUCAUGCGCCACAAGCUUGAGCAAUUUGAGUCUCGAUGAUGAACCGAAGAUUGUCACUGAUUGUCUGACGAAGGAGAUGAGAUUGAUUAGUCAUCCGAGUGAGGAGCAAGAAGAGGAGGAGGAUGAGGAGAUUAUUGCUGUUCAGACAGUGGAAAAUGCAGAGAAUCCCAAUAAUUCAGCCAAUAUUGUGUCUGAUGGCGAAGAGUCGGUCAAUGAUGAGAUGUUGCUGGCGUCGUGCAUCAAUAUGGGCAUGAAUCGGCGAGCGCCUGAAGGUGAAACGUCGGCCAAGAGUAAAAUCACGCCACCGGACAUGGUGAGGCAGUAUUGCACGGAAGAUACGCCGGCUUUUCUCUCCAAACCCGGCAGCAAUUCAGAUCUCAGUGUUCUGUCGCUGGACACAAAUCGAUGCGAAGCUGUGGCGUCAGACAGUUCGUCGGACGGUGGAAAUGAGAAUCUUCUGCAAGAGUGCAUCAGAGAUGGAAUGGGAGCGUCGAAUAUGCCGCUGAUUAAGGAGCAUCCCAUUGAGAUGCUGCGCAGUGGAUCAAUUCUGCCGCCCUACUUGCCAGUUAGGGAUGAAAUUCAGCAAUUUGCGCCGCCAGUCGAGGGCACGCCGUGCAAUUUCAGCGUCAUGUCUGGACUCUCUGACAUCACAGUGGGAUCUGGUGUGGCGGGAUUGGCCAAAAUCAAAAGGUCACCAUCUAAGGAUCAAACUGUGGGACAGAGUUCACAACAACCGCAACAGCAACAGCAGCCUUCGGGAGAUGAUUCUCUGAGUUCUCUUUCCGUGGACUCUGAAGAUGACACGAAUUUGCUGAGUCAAGCAAUCGCAGCGGGCAGCAAUGCGUCGAGACCUUCGACAUCAGCUGCCAAGGAUGAUCCGCGCAGUGGUUCGACGUUCACCGUGCAAACGGCUCUGAUAAGUGUUGCUGUGAAUUUGGAGGCAAACGAUUCCAGUUCAAUUGAAUCGUGCGAAACGAAUGACAAUCAUGCACAAUUGCUGGAGCAGUGCAUUCGCACAGGGAUGGGUCAGGAUGUGAAUAAGAAUCCGGCGAGUCAAUCGCGGACGAGAGUCACGAGUGUUACUGUGCAAUCGCCGAAGAAGUCGCAAUUGCCGCAGCUGAAGACGUCGCGGUAUGACAGGCACAAGGAGCGCGAGAAGAAGGAUGAGCAGUUGCUGAAGGAGUGCAUCAAUGUGGGAAUGGGGAAGCAGUUGCUGCCGGUGCGUCGUGAUGAGAUGCCAAAAAACGGGGAGACUACGUCUGCAGCUGUGCCGGAUUCAGUCGGUGUCCCCAGCACAGCUCCAGACGUAGAGAUGGAAUUCCGCGACGUCACAAGAGGGUCAAGAGGAAGUCAGCUCACGCCACGUGCUCAAAAGCAUACCAGAUUGACGGGGAGUCACACAAGUGGGUGUGACACGGACGUAGAUGGGGUGAUGUUUAACUUUUCGGGGGAAUUGGAGAAUCUGCUGGAGCGAUCGAAUGAGUAUCCGGCACAGAAGUUGACCAAUAUGGAUGUGAUUGAGGAUUCAAUGCAUGAAUCGUCCUUUGACAUGGAGAUUUCCAAUGAAUUCCUGAUGGAGAGCAUUGAGGCGGCGGCGGCACUUGAGAGUGGAUUGAAGGAUAAGCACAAAGAUCCGGAUUUGAUGCUCAAAUCUGUGGAUAGAUUGACACAAGUUCUUGUCUCUCAGGCGGAAUACUUGCGAUCUUCCAAUCAUGCUGAUGAUCCAUCGAGGAAAUCCUCCUCAAACAACACAUGGAGUGAAGACACUUGUCCCAAUGACGUGUCUUUUCCCAGCAUCAGCAUGACGGCACCAAUGAUUGGAUCGCUCAAUGAUGAUGACGCCACUUUCAGUGACUUCUCGAAGGGGAAGAGCAACAUUCUGCCGCCUGAGGAAGAGCCGACGCCAACGAAUGAAGUCAAGGAGUUCGUGGACAAGUGUCCAUUCACAUCUGCACCACUGUCAAAUGGCUGUGAGGAGAUUAAGAGCAUUCUGGCGCAUGCUGAUCUCGAGCAAACACUGCGCUUUGACUAUGGCGAGAGUGAAGGAUUCGCUUCGCAGCCAGACUCAAUGGACACUGACACAGAGACUGUUGUCAACUCCUUAGAGAGUGGAAUCAAUUUCCAAGUUGGUGGUGAAGUUCUUUCCAGUGUGAAUCACAAUUCACUUCCAUUCAUCUCUUCGGGACCGAUGAGUUUCGAUCCGUCGAGUUCCCUGACAAAUUCCACGAUUAUCGCCAUGGAGGCGAAGAAGAUUGUCAAUGAAUUGUCACAGUACAAUGCCAUGACGGAGAGUGCAACGAGCUUUGAUCUGGAAAAUGUCAGGCCACCGUCUGGGAUGGAUAGUUUGAGUGCUGUCUCGGGAUGCUAUGAAAUGCCACAGAGUCCGAAUUUGUCCGCCAGAGCCAGGAAACGCUCUCUGCCGCCGGGAUUGCUGGCCAGACGUGCUCUUGGUGGUCACAUCAUGACAAAUGGGAGUUUGGAGAGCAUCAAUUCCACGUGCAAUCUGGACAGUGUUGCUCCACCGUCAGCAAUGGAUGAAUUGCUGGAUUCUAUGAUCUCAGUGGCGAGUAUCACGUCAGAAGUGGCGCCGCUUCAGACGGACGCCACAUUCUCACAGUACGACACGGCUGUCAGUGAGAUGGAUGACACGCUGACAGGAGGAGGAGUGUGGCAGGAUGUGUCCAGUGAUGUCACUCCAAUUCCAUCGGACUUUAGCAGUGCGGAGUCCACGCCGAAGAAGGGCAGGAAGCUGUUGACGCCAAAGGAGAGGCGAAAAGUGCGAAAUGAUCGCUAUCGAACGUAUGUGAUCAGUGAUGGUCAGACCAGGGAUAAUGCCACGGAUGCGGAGUCCAUUGAGGAUGACACUGAGGAGGUGUUGCAAGUGGUGGAGACUGAGGCCAGUGGCAGCAAGAGAUUGCUGCGGAAGCAACGAAGGGAAGAAGAUCCGGCGCGCUUUAAGACGCACACACUCGAUUCGCCCACAAUUCCGCAGCUGAUGAAUCAGGUGAAUGGGAUGCAGAGUGAGGCUUGUGCUGUUGUGGAGGACAAUGCUGAUGCCACGAGUGUGGCAUCGAAUGAUGAUGGUGAAGAUAUGUCGUCAAUUCGUGCUCUGACAGCGCGAUUCAAGCACUUGAGUGAUCUCAAGCCGCCAGAGAGUCAGCAGAAUAACACGGAUUUGAGUAGUUUGGACUACGAACAGAAUUCAGGCACGGAAUCGUGUGAUCAGAAUGGACGAUCGGACAGUAAUGAGUCGCUGGUGAAGGGAAAGGCGAAGAUCUCGCGGACGGAGGACAGUGCUGAAGGACAGGAGGCAAAGAGUGUUCGUGGAAGGAAGAAAGUUCCCUACGUUUCACCAUAUCGACGCUCUGUUGUCUCCUCAUCCAAGUCCUCCUCGCAAUCGGCAUCGCCGACAAAGAGUGUCUCACCGGCAUCGAGUGGUGGAAUUGCCAGAACAAAUCUGGCUUCCAAGGCGACAGAUGCAAAGAAGGCCAAAACACUGCCAAGUGGCACAAAAGCGCCGGCCAAGGAGCAUCAGAGUUUGGUGGGGAAGACGUCGAAUUUCAUUAGCAAAGCCAAUUUGACGAAUAAAAUCAACUCCAUCAAGUCUGGACUGGUGCGGCCGGGAUUCAGCAGUAAGGCGGGUGUUCUGGAGAAGAACAUCAUCAAUAAGAUUAAGUCUUCCGCGCCGGCGAAGGCGGCUGAGGAGCCGACGCCGAGGGUGUUGGAGCGUCAGAGCACUUUCACGAAGGACGAGCCGCCAUCGAGCCCGAAUGUGCCGAUUGUCACGGCGGAUCCGCCACAAUCGCCCAGCAGAGUGUCCAAAUUGCCGGCCAAAGUCACGCCGAAGGCCAAGACGAGCUUCAUUGCGAAGCUGCGAACGCCGCUGCAGAAGAGCGCCACGCUGGACAUCAAUCCCGGCGGUGGAGCGACGAGAACUCAAGCGGCCAGGAGUAGACCAUCAUCUUCCUCUGGUUCUGGUGUCUACAAAUCCACAAGUUUGGCCAAUGUUCCGACAUCCAACAGCACGACGAAGAGUGCAAGAACGCCGCCGUCGCGAAGCACGACAAAUGUGGCAAUUGGAAGCAGAAUUGCGUGCUUGUGGAAGAAAUCGAAUGAUGACCAGAAAGCGCCGAAGACGCAGUCAAAGGUGGCGGGAUAAAGUGCGGAAUUUUGUUGUGAAAAUCAGGAUUUUUCUUCUUCUUUUGAAUGCGCGCGCGCGCGCGUGGGCACAAAAAUUUAAGUGAUUGUAGUGAUUUUUUGUAGCAAAAGUGCUAUUUUGUAAAAAAAAAAAAUUGUAUUUCCCCCUUAAUUUUAUCCUUAAAUGUAUUUUUCAUUUACAAUCAAAUAAGUUUAGGUGAGAAGAAGAAACGUGAAAGUAGCAAUUAUAGAUUUGUGUCAUUACAUAUAAAUGUAGAUUUAGAGGAGUGUAAGAAAGAAGAUGAGAAAGAAAAUGUGUAUCUAAGAAUAAUGUGUAAGAAAUAUAAUAUAGCUAGAAUUUAAUAAUAUUUACCUUUUAUGUUAAAAUAAUGUAGAUGAAAAAAAAAACCAAGAGUGAUGUAAAUUUUCAAAACAUCCCUUGGCAAUCACUCAAUCAUUUGAGCACUUUUGAUCGUGUGAGAUUUACAAUUUACACAUCUCGAGCGAUGAAAGUGAAUUGAAGAAAAACUACCAAUUUUUUUCUAGUCUCUUUCUCUCAAAUAUAAACCACAAUUUUAUGGCUCUAUCAAAAUGAGAUUGCAGAUGGCAUUUAUGGUAUUAAUUGGCCUUUCUUCUUGUCUCAAUUGCGCCGCGCUGAGAUGGUUGAAAAAAAAACGGAGGAAAAAUAUUUGAGACACUUUAAUAACUUCCUCAUUACGAAAUUCUUCUUAUCUCGUCUGCUUCGCGUGAGAUAUUAAACUGAGGCGCGCAUUUUGAAUUGUUCCAUCAAUUUUGUCCUGAUUUUUAUUACCUAAAUAUUAUUAUUGAAAUGCAUUUCGAAUUUAUGGAAUUUUUGUCGAUAGAAGAAAAUUUUUCAUUGGCUUUUUGUCCAACCUUUUUGUUGUUUUGUUGUGAUAAAAGAAGGGAAAAAAACAAUUUAUUUUCAAGACGAAAAGGCAAAGAUGAAUAAGAAAGAAAAAAUCACGAGUGUGUAAAAGUCAAAGUCGAAGGAGAAAUAAUUUUCAAUUCAAUGUAAUUUGGAUUUUUAGUGAGAGAGAAAAAAAAAACAUAAUAAUAAUAAUAAUAUUAAUUAUGGAAAAUUA